UUGAGCCGUGAGUAAAUGAUGACACUUGGAUACAAAAAAUACCACUGAGUUAAAUGACAACCACAGAAAGGCAUCACUACUUCACACAGCAAGGUUGAAGGCACAAUGCCAGCUGAACCGAUCAGUCAGCAGCCUGGCUGGCCCAGCUUGAUGAACUCAGACAACAGGGAGAGUUAAGGAGUGGGAUGUAGCGUAUCUAGAGCAAGAGGACAGACACACACACAAACACACUCCUCACUCACGACUCGGAAGCUUACCGGCGUCUAUUGGAUCAUUGUUUCUUUUUUUAAGAAUGCAAGGAAUGUUUUUUUUUUUCUUUAAAAGGAAAUAUCCCACACCUAGUGUGUGUCAGGGAGAUCACAGAAGUGGACCACACGGCUAGAUGGGAAUACGUGAAUUUUUCUGGACGUUAAUCUUGAAUCAAUUGAACCUGACAGCUCACCAAAGGAAAUAUAGGAGGCCUUUCUUUAUUUAAGCUUGACCGAACGGAUGAUAGAACCCUGCCUCUAGGGAAAAACAGAUCACAUUUUCAAGUGUCAACCAAGAAUGCUGCAGCUGCACCCUGCUGUUCCAGUGCUGAUUCCAGAGCCAGUGGAGCCGUCGACCGGCAGGUGAACCGGAGUGACUUGGUGUCCAAGGGCAGUCAGUGGGUGUCCCUCUGGGUGCAACAGUGUGACUCUCUUUGCGGAGCCGCACCGCACCACCACCAGUGCAGGAGGGGGUGUGUGUGUGUGGGGGGGGGGGGGGGGGGCAGGGGGCGACCAUGUCCAACUCCCACCAGCAGAGCCUGGACGAGGAGGCCGUGUUCCUACCUGUCACCGAGGCCUGUCCCGAGUUCCUCCACUGCGAGAGCGAGCGUCUGGCCGUGGAGAGGCUCAUGAGCGUGGGCCCCGCGGCCUUCUAUGCCUGCCUGGGAGCGGAGAAUCUGGGCGGCUUCCUGUCUCAGGAGGAGGUGAACCACAUCAGCGGAUGGGCGCAUGACUACACCGUGAGCCGGACGCAGGCGGUGCCGGAGUCCAGGGGGGGGGGGGAGGAGGAGAAGGAGGGCAACGGUGAGGACGGCGGGAGCUCAGCGGCACGAUGCCUGUCGUCCUGCUACUUCCCCACUCACUCCGACGUCCCCGCCCCCUGUCUGGACCUGGGCUGGCCCGAGAGGAGCAUCUGGCCCGGCCGGGACUGCGUCAAAGUCCUCACCAACCCGCCGGAGGAAGGGCAGCCGUCCAUCAGAGAGAUCGUCAGAAGGCAUCUGCAGCAGGCUAGCCAGGUUAUUGCCAUAGCAACAGAUAGGUUGACGGACAACGUGGUAAUAGGUGACCUCCACAGUGCUGCUUCUCGAGGGGUCCCUGUUUAUAUCAUACUGAAUCAGAGGUCCACGCAGGAGGACUGCACACCCAGCAUGCUUCGGCAUCCGAACAUGCAGGUUCGCGUUCUUGGAGGGAAAACGUUCUGCUCGAGGGAAGGAAGAAUGGUGGUCGGGCAGAUGAAAGACAACUAUAUCUUGGUAGAUCUAGAGACAGUUAUCCACGGCAGCUACAGUCUUACCUGGACAGACGCCCACCUGCACCGGCAUCUGGUCACGCUCCUCAGCGGCCCAGUGGUCGGGUCCUUCGAUCGAGAGUUUCGCAUCCUGUUUGCCGCCUCGCUCCCCGUGCCGGAGGUACGUGCGGCCCCCCUGACCGUGGGCGAUACCACCCAUUACCGAAUGAACGAGUCAUCAGACCUCUGGUACCCCAACCGCCCCCUGCUGGGACCCCUCCUAAGCCCCCCUCCCCCGCCGCCCGAGGGGACCCCUCUGGACUGGGAAGCCCUGGGGGUCUUCCGCCGGAAAAGCUACCCCCAUGACAGUCCCACUGACCCGUCGGUGGAAGCCAGGGAGAGGCCUACACAGAACUUUGCGCCAUUCGAGAAACAGCCACCCGUCGAGGAUGAUUUUUCACGGAACAUAACUAAACGUCUGGAUACAAGAGACAAGCUAAGGGAAAAAAACACUCCAGGUGCUAACAAGGCUCGAGAAACACAAUUCUCGAUGACAGAUUCAGGUUUCAACUCCAAUACCGCUGAAAUACCACAGAGGAUUGGACCCAAAAUUGAACAGGUCUAUAACAGAAAUCUCGUCCAAGACAGCAAGGAUGUGGAAGACAGGAAAUUGUUUACGAAUGUGGAGCGCAGGAAAGAGACAACCUUAAAGCACGAAAUCAUCGAGUAUUCAACCAAUCAGAGACGAGAUCACACAAGAACCCGGGAAGCCCUUCACGAAGAUGGACAUGUUGACGCGGAUGAGAUGAGCUUCAGAGCUGAGAAGCAGCCAUCUUCUAGAAAACCUUUGAUACUUAGGGUGCCCCAGAAUGACAACUACAGCUCUCUGAGUGACAUCAUGAGGAGGCUGCAGCCUCAGCCGAGCACCUCGGCACAGCAGAAGAGGGGAUCCAAGAUGGCCAUGUCGGAGCUCAGCAGAUCCAUGAUGGACCUCAGCGCAGAACCAACUCAAGAGAGGGGAACAGCAGUGCCGAGGUUACAUGCAAAUUUCUUUGACCCAGGUCGCAUGACACCGGCCAUCGCCUUGAUGAAGAAAAGGAAUGAUGAAGUGAAGGUCGGACUGUAUCGGACACCAAUCUAUCAGCCCACUGCGAGGCCUAGGAGUUCCACUUUUGGAAUGCAAACGGACUGGAGGAGACCGGGUGACAGGGAUGCCGAGAUGAAGAACUAGAUGGCAAAAAGGACCAGAGAGGCAGUGCAAGAAGAAAACUGUUACAGAUUAUGCUAACCAUAGACUACAAAAUUGUUCAGUGUUAACAUCCCCCCAGACUUGAAAUUACCAUGCAUAUACAAAGAACAGAAAAAUCGGGUUCCUUCCUUGUAUCAUGACAGUGUAACUAUGGUGGAUUCAAAAUAAACAUGCAAACCUUAUCACA
Gadus morhua (Atlantic cod) is the source of this 2912-nucleotide messenger RNA. RefSeq names its product family with sequence similarity 83 member E (gene sack1e). Lineage: Eukaryota; Metazoa; Chordata; Actinopteri; Gadiformes; Gadidae. Gene Ontology annotation, molecular function: protein kinase binding. The coding region runs from base 764 to 2707 and encodes 647 amino acids. The record is from RefSeq and is a predicted model, not a curated record. The transcript has 10 exons. Gene Ontology annotation, biological process: signal transduction.